AUGAGAAUGGAGAGGGGAUUGCAUUCUGGCUUUUUUAGGAAGGUCUCUUCUCAAUCUAACCCUGACUCUUCAGUCAUGGAAAUGCUAAAAACAACCCUAAAGAUCCCAUCUUCUGUUGACUGGUCUGAAUCUGACCCUUGCCGAUGGGCUCAUGUUAAAUGUGAAAACAACCGGGUCAUCAGGAUCCAAAUACCCAGCAAAACUGUUGGUGGAAUGCUUCCUCCUGAUCUCAAGAACCUGUCUCAGCUUACCGUCUUUGAAGUCAUGAACAACCAAAUCAGUGGACCAAAACCAAGCCUUGCUGGGUUAAGCCAGUUGCAAGAAGCUAACUUUCACAACAACAAUUUCUCUUCUUUGCCUUCAGAUUUCUUCAAUGGUUUAACUUCAUUGAAUUCUGUUUUUCUUGACUACAACCCUUUGGAACCUUGGGAGAUUCCAGAGAGCGUAAAGGAAGCAACUUCUUUGAAAACUUUCUCUGCCAACAAGGUUAAUAUUAAAGGGAAAUUUCCAGGUGUGUUUGACCCUGUUACUUUUCCAACCUUGACCGACCUGCAUUUGACUAUGAACAAUCUUGAAGGAGAACUGCCUACCGAGUUGGGAGGUUCUAUGAUUCAGUCUUUGUGGGUUAACAGGCAGAGUUUGAAUGGUACAAUUGAAGUGAUACAGAACAUGGCUUCUUUGACAGAGGUAUGGUUGCACGGGAACCAAGUACAGCUUCUUGUUGACAUCCUCUCCAUCAUAUCCCAAAUUUCUCUCAAAUUGAUGUUUGAGGCAACCCGUCGAAUUCGAUUCGUGGAGAGUCAGGAAAAUAAACAGUUGAAUGGAGGCAUAGAUGAAGGGUCUGGCAGGAAGGGUGCCUGGCAUGUGCCAACGUUAGCCAUGACAGCUGAUGUAAUUCAUAAAACCUAUGAUGAGUGCCUGAAAUGUGGGAUGGAUGGAUAUGUUUCAAAGCGCUUUGAGGAAGAAAAUCUCUAUCAGGCUGUAGCCAAGUUCUUCAAAGCCAAACGCAUCUCAGAUUCAUAG
Molecule: messenger RNA, 1023 nt
Organism: Durio zibethinus
Lineage: Eukaryota; Viridiplantae; Streptophyta; Magnoliopsida; Malvales; Malvaceae
Source: RefSeq, a predicted model, not a curated record